Messenger RNA from Alternaria ethzedia, 1476 nucleotides. RefSeq lists its product as uncharacterized. The coding region runs from base 1 to 1476 and encodes 491 amino acids. Gene Ontology annotation, molecular function: transmembrane transporter activity. Gene Ontology annotation, biological process: transmembrane transport. NCBI's taxonomy places the organism in Eukaryota, Fungi, Ascomycota, Dothideomycetes, Pleosporales, Pleosporaceae. The transcript has 4 exons. The record is from RefSeq and is a predicted model, not a curated record.
AUGGGGUUCCUUAAGAGACCCACACUGCGCAGUCGCGACGACCAGAGGACGCGUGCUGCUGAACUGACGCUGCGCGAGUCCAUCUACCCGCUCUGCCUCGUCACCAUUCUAUUCUUUCUCUGGGGAUUCUCGUACGGUCUUAUCGAUACCCUCAACAAGCAUUUUCAAGACGUCCUUGGCAUAACGCGCGCUCGCUCUUCAGGCUUACAGGCAGCAUACUUCGGCGCGUACCCACUUGCUUCCCUCGGUCAUGCCAACUGGCUUCUGCGCCACUGGGGCUACAAAGCAACCUUCAUCUGGGGUCUGACACUUUACGGCGUGGGCUCUCUUCUUGCCUGGCCAUGUCUUGUAUAUCGUUCGUUCGGAGGCUUUUGUGUAGCCAUCUUCGUCAUCGGUAAUGGACUAGGCUCGCUUGAGACAGCAGCCAACCCUUACCUGGCUGUUUGCGGACCACCCAAGUAUUCAGAGAUCAGGAUCAACAUCGCGCAGGCUUUCAACGGCAUCGGCACUGUGGUAGCGCCAGUUUUAGGGUCAUAUGUCUUCUUCAACAACGUUGGCACCGAUCAAGCAUCCCUUGAGAACGUGCAAUGGACUUACCUCGGUAUCGCAUGCUUCGUUUUUCUCCUUGCGAUCGUUUAUUACUUCACGGAGAUACCUGAGAUCACUGAUGCCGAUAUGGCUUUUCAGGCUGAAAGCACUCACGCUGGCACCGACGUAAAGCCUUUCCGCAAACAAUACCGUCUCUUCCAUGCGACAUUUGCUCAAUUCUGCUACACUGGCGCACAGGUGGCGAUAGCUGGAGCCUUCAUCAACUAUGUCGUCGAGACAAGGGUCAUAAAUGGACGCGAAACCGACAAUUCGACAGCAGCUCGGUUCCUUGCUGGUGCACAGGGCUGUUUCACUAUGGGUCGCUUCAUUGGCAGUGCCUUCAUGAAGUUCGUCAAACCACGAUGGGUGUUCCUCGCGUUCAUGACGUUAUGUAUCGUCUUCGUCAUCCCUUCCAUUACCGAGCGAGGCAAUACCGGCAUGAGCAUGCUUUACAUUGUACUCUUCUUUGAGAGUAUUAUCUUCCCGACGAUUGUUGCGCUUGGUAUGCGCGGACUGGGUAAGUACUCAAAGAGAGGCUCGGGCUUCAUCGUGGCCGGUGUAUCUGGUGGUGCUGUCGUCCCUCCACUACUGUUUGGAGCGAGUGACACGCUAGGGAAGGCUAGACCUCUGGAUGGAUAUGCGCCCACCGCCAUCGCCAUGACCGUUCCGAUGGCGUUCUUCAUUGCGGCGUGGAGCUAUGCUUUCUGUGUCAACUUUGUGCCAGCCUACCGUAAUGUCGCAGACAAGUUCUCCACAGCCGAAAUUGGUAUCGAGAAUGCGCAUGCAAAUGAUCCUGAGCGUCAAAUGCAGCACACAGAUGGUGGUGUACUUACUAAGGAGGAGUCGCCAACUCAUACUGAGGCGGUAGAUAUCGACAGGAAGACAUAG